Molecule: messenger RNA, 1555 nt
Organism: Paramecium pentaurelia
Lineage: Eukaryota; Ciliophora; Oligohymenophorea; Peniculida; Parameciidae
Source: the annotation of a GenBank genome assembly
AUGGAUAUUCAAUACAAAUCAGCUUUACCUUUUGUAUUGCUAGUCUUCAAUGCCGUUCUAGGUUCUUUAUUUUUCGGAUAUUCUAUUUCCUAUCUAAAUUCAGCCUCAAAUUUUUACCCCAUUUAUUAUCUAAUCAUUGAUUAUGAUGUCUCGACUUAGAAUUUACUUAAAGCUCUAGUUGGAGGUAUCAAAAUUAAAAUAAUAGUAUUUAGCUAUUUUUACUUUAUCUGCUGGAGCUGGAGCAAUGCUUUCAGGCAAUUUGUUACAAAAAUUUAGUAUAAGAAAAUCUUUUAUGAUUACUGAUUUAAUUGGAAUAAUUGGGGUAUUACUCGAAAUAAUAUCUAAUAUUUAUUGGUUUUAUCUUGCAAGAAUUUUAAUUGGUUUUUGUGUUGGACUUAAUUCUUCACUUAUUCCAUUAUAUAUUAAAGAAUUUUCACCUAAUAGAUUAUCAGGAUCACUAGGAGCAUUAAAUUAACUUACAAUUAAUAUUGGAAUAUUGAUAGGACUUAUUUCAGCUUUGUAAUUUUAUAUUUAACUUUAGUUUUUAUAAAUCAAAUGUAGAUGAAUAAUCUAAUGAUAAUAUUUUUAGAUUAUUUUUAGAAAUACCACUCAUAUUUUGUGUAAUUAGAACUUUGUUAUUGAUAUUUGUAUUUAAAAAUGAACCACCAUCUUACUAUGUUCAAUAAAAUUAAUUAAGUUAGGUAUUUAAUUUGAUAAGAAGGCAUAACAAAUUGUUGAGAAAUAUUAUUUAAGAGAAAAAGUUGAUUAAGUCUUAGAUAAGAUUAAAUCAGUUAUAGAAUCAAAGAGACUGUAGAAAGAAACUUAUAAGGAUCUUUUUAUGAAUUAUAGUUAAAGAAAACGAUUAUUAAUUGGUUGUGGACUCUAAGUUUUGUAAUAAUUUUCAGGAAUAAAUGCAAUUAUGUUUUUUUCUAAAAUUAUAUUUUCAUCUGUAAUUAAUUAAAUGUAAUAUUUUAGAUUCUCAAUAAUGAUGAGACAAAAAUUAAUUGGGCAAAUGUGACAGUUGGUUUAAUUAAUAUAACUUUUAGUUUAUUGGCAAUAAGUUUAUUAUAAAAAUUUGGAAGAAGAACAUUAUUAUUAUAUGGAACUAUAACUUGUACAAUAUUUCUAGCAAUAGCAUUUGGUUUCUCAUUUUCAUAAGAUCCAAAUACUACAAUAGAAAUUUUAAUUGUAUUAGCAAUAUUUGGAUAUCUUGGUGCAUUCUAAUUAUCUUUAGGACCUGUUGCAUGGGUAUAAAAUAAAAAAAAUAUUAAUAAUUUAGAUAUAUGAUGCUGAUAUCUUAUCUGAGAAAGGAAUGUCUUUAGCAGUACUUUGUAAUUGGAUAAGUUGUACAUUCAUAGCUUUUGCUUUUGUUAUUUUAGAUAUUGAUCAUAACAAAGAGAGAUUGUCUAUUGUUUUUGGAGUUUUUACUGGAUGUUGUGUUUUAGGAGUGUUUUUCAUAUUCAAAUUUGUUUAAGAAACAAAAGAUAGAACAUCAUCAGCAAUAAACAUAUUUUUCUCAUUAACUAAAGUUAAAGAGGAAGGUUUAUUAGGAUGA